GUGGAGCUGACUUCGGCGAAAUGAAAUCGGCCCGCUGCACUUUUCCUCCCAGAAUGGAAGUCGUCGUGGAGGUGAUACGGACUAAACUCGCUUGUAUGCCAGGAUAUUGAACCUGUGUCCUUUUUUUUUUUUGUUGUCAAUUUUUUUUUUUUUUGUCUUUCUCUCUCUGGCUACAAGAUCACUUUUUACAGCGAAGCCCAUAUCCGCGGCUGCUUAUCUUUUAGUGCCCCCGCAUGGACGAUGAGGAGGAUGAUGUGUUUGAGCCAGACCCCCAUUGCUGGCGCACCGCAUUCAAGGAGAUAGAGUGUGAAGACCGGGGCACACAGACACCUGGCCCUACCCUGGCACCCAACAACGGCAUGCUGCCCUGUGGAGUCGCAGAGGAGCCCAGACCUCUCUUCUACGGCAACGCAGGUUUUCGAUUGCACUUCCCUGCAAACUUUGAGCUUGUUGGGGAUCAGGAAGCGAGGCGACAAGAGAGUGAAGGGGAGCAGAACGGGAUGGAGCAGCUACCGCGGCAGCAACCUGUGGCCCGCGGUGUGGAGGCAUGCAUUGGCCAGAAACUCCAGCUGAUAGGAGACCAGUUUCACCGGGAACACCUACAACUGUAUCAUCGAAACCAAAGGAAUCAGGGGUGGAUGUGGUGGCGCCUGGCCGCAGCUCUGCUCAGCCUUCUGUUUGACAGGGGGUUCUUUGCUGGAAGAGGUGGAGCAGGACGGAGGUGAGGGGGUCUCCCCAUCUCUCUGAGGAACUGGACUCCUAAUGGCACUGUCAAAUCUAACACGGGUCUGUUUUGGGGGAGAAAAGAAAGGAGACAUAAGGGUCACCGCGGGACGGAGACAACCAACUUUUAUACAAGGUCGUGAGUUUUUUUCUUUCCGAGAAGAUGCCAUGAUGCUCCGAGAUUCCUCUACAGGAAAAUGUUCAUAUUUUGGUAUACGUGUGGUGUAGUAGUUUUGUACAGUACAUUGUUCUUGUUCAAUUUUUUGCACUUCAACAUGUAUCCAUCUUAAAUGACCUCCACAGACCCCGGGCAUGCCUUAUUCAAUGUCUUCUGCCGAAUGAGUAUUGAGCAAUUUUGAGAUGAGGCGAGAUGGUUAGGAAAUUAAAGGAAAUGUGGUGUGAGGUUUUAUUUUCUUAGGUUUCCCAUGUGACCAGACAAGGUCAUUUACUAUUUUCCAAAGAGGCAACUUCUCAGAACAAAGCAUUUUGCACCUCACCUCAUUGGAACAUUUAUCUUACUUUCAAUUUCUUUAUUUUGCUUUUUCUGUUUUUGUUUUCUUACUCCUCGAUUUUCUUUGGUAUGGUAUUACGUUUGAACAUGAUCCCUCAGUAUCAUUUAAAAUAUUGGGAACAAAGUUUCUGCACAUGAAAAAGUCUGCUCACCUUACCUUGCAAUCUAAAUAUCUUUUUUUUUUAAUAUGCACAGAUGUUUUAAGGCGAGCCUUUCUUCAGUCGCGUGCUACAUGUGAAACAGUCAGAACAAUUUGAUGACUCAGGAAAUAUAGGGGUGGAGUUUGCAGUGCUGAACAUCAAUGACUGGUCAAACACACCUGUGACUGCCAGAAAAAAGAUUAUUGAUACUGGAGACAAAUUUCAAGAAAUCUGUUAGAAUUAAAGUUGGAAUUAAUAGGUAUUAUUUUAAAUGUCAGCAGUGAAGUGAGUAAACUGAAUCCAUAUUUUAGGAUCAACACACCUAAAAUGAUUGGGGCUAAACCCAAACAUAUGAAGAGAUCUUUUUUUUAUUUACAUAUUAUAAAUAUAUAUAUGACUUAUUACUACUGUUCCUGAUUAUGCAACUCCCCUUAUUGUGUAUUACAUUAUUACUAUUAUAUUAUAUUAUAAGUUAUGCCAGUUGAUAUUAGGCCUAUUACUGACUCAAUCCAGCUACUGGGUGGCUGGAUGUUGUCUGAGAUGUAGCACACUAAAGAAGGCCUGGGAAAGAAACUUUAUAGGAUCCAUGAAAAGAUAUUUAGAUUAAAGUGAGGUGGUGCUGACUUUUGCAUGUGUUUUUCGAGGUCUAGCACCUGUGCACUAAAUUACAACAUUAAAGUAAAGCACAUUAGUUGCUAUAAAGAGCAAAUUUAAAUAUUAUUUACCUAAAUAGUAACAAAACGAUUUGUACACCUUAACCCCAAUGAUUUGAUUUAAAACUUCAGUGAGAACACCAGAACUUCAUUCCUCCAUUGUUCCCACAUUCAAGUUAUCCCUGUGUUUUUCCAUGUGUUCUUUUCAUGUGAUUGUUUUCAGACCUCCAUGCCCUUGAAGUGGAGCUGUGGAUCCACUGUUUUUGCACUAGCUGUACACCCUUCAAGAUUUCAGAUUGUUACCAUGGUAACCUCUGUCUUGUAUGAAGGUUUUCACUUAUGACUUGUUUUCCCGCCACACCAUUUCAAAUGUAUUCACUCUUAUGUCCAAGACAACUAAUCAAUGUUGAGGCCUGACUAAUCACAGUCUGGGAUUUGGAUUGGAUCCUAGAAUGUUUCAGGCUACACUAGAGUCACAAUACAGCCAGUUAAACAGUUUUCUAUCCCGGUUUAUUAUUUUUCACAGCCCGUGUGUGUUCUGAACACCAAACAAUACUGCAUAAUCAAUCUGUGAAACAGAUCGUCUCAGGCUACUUUUAUCGGGUUUUACAUCAUUUUGUAUUCUGUUGGGUGAUCUUGUAUUGUCUUUGGUGCUCAGAUCCAGAUUUGGGACAUUUUUAGUACAUAUAACCACUCAGCUGACAAAAAGACAAAAAUGAAAAAGACUGUAAUUAUUGUUGAAAUAUGAAUAUGUUUAAAAGACACUGUUGAAGAUGCUGUUUGUUAUAUUUUCCAUUGCUGAACCCAGGCCAACUUGUGGACCCGAGGAGCAGUACAUAUCAGGGGUCUGUAAUUACCUGCUCCUUACGAUGUGUCAAGUUUAUCACUGCAUAAUUAGGGUUUCCUCUCACUCUCUUAAAGAUGUCUCAGGGACAGACUUUGUGGGCUACUGGUAACCUUGAGAAUCUGUUACAUGGUUAGAAGAAGAGCAGCGUUUUCACCCAUUUAUUUAUGACAAUACCUGUCGAGGUAUCGUCAAGUCUUUCAUUUUCUUUUCAGUUUAAAAAAAAAAAAAAAAAAAAAAAAAAAAAAAAAGAAAUCCUCCUGGCCAAUUUCUCAGCACACACAUAUAAAGGUACAGGUUGACUGAGGAGACUGAGACUGACGGUGGUGGUGACGGGGGCUACUGAGCAUGUAGUAGAAGGCGUGUGAGGUGCACUGAAUGUGGUUGUGGUUAUAGUUUCCUGCGGAUCCUGAAUGCUGAGCCAGUCAAUGUAGCGCCCCGUCUCACCAUUGGCUCUUGACUUUCUCUUUUAUUCAUCAUCGGUUCAUUUUUCUUUGUAAUUUAUUUUUUUCCCUUCUUAUUUAUGUAUAUUGGCCCAUUUCUACUGUAUACACCUGUGUGUGCAAUUCUUAUUUCUUGUUUUGGACUUCAGUUGUUAAACUGUGCAGAGCAAGUUGGCCUGCAUUGUACCUGACAUUGCUUCUUGUGAUACUCAACUCAAAUUCUAUUUUAUUUUAGUAUUGCUCAUCUCCUGUAGGCACUAAGAGGUUUGUAGUUUAGCUCUUCAUGAAAAACAACAGCUUUGGUCAUUAGGAAUUCAUGUUGGUUCAAUGGAUGUCAAUGGUGGCACGUUUUUGCAUCGCAGUUUCAGGUUCCAUACGUCGUUUCGCCCAAAUUCACUACUUCUGUCAGAGCUUCACAGCUGUAAAAAGGAAAAUAUUAUUUAGAGGAAGUAAUAUAUUCAUACAUAUGUUGCUAACUAUUGGAAUACAUUGUUACAAACAUUAAUUCACUAUAACCACAGCUGCUGCUCUUCACAAAGAAGAAACCUACAAACCUCACCUUUCAAGCUUACGAGAUGGUUGUUUGAUUCUCAUAAAAUAGAUUUUGGGUGUAGUAUUUUUUUGUUAAACGGUUGUGAUUUUCCAGGGAAGGGCCCAACCAAUUCAGACCUUUUUCAUUAUCUUCCACCAUCCGAUUCACCAGACAUCAUGGGUACAUUCGCAAAAUGUGGUUUAGAAAAACAGCAGCUUCUAUGCAGUUCAACCUUUCAACAGGAUAUGACAUUUCCUUUGUAAUUAAAAUGAGUCAUUACCCAUCCCACCCAUUGCUAAUGAUACACAUGACAUUAGAGAUACUUCAAAACACGCAGAAAAAGGGUUGCCUUCAUAUUAAGUCACAGGGCGUUUGUUUAUGUGUUAAUUCUUAAAUCUUGAUCAUUGUGUUGUAAUCAACAUGCACUGGAAAGUACUUUGUUUCUGUAGAUCCCAUGGGUCCCUAAUCUGUUGUGUUAAUGUCUAGUAUAUACUCUGGAUUGUUCUUUUGGGCUAAUCUUGCCAUGUGUCAGACGUAUACCUGUGCAUUGACCAAGUUGGCUCGGAUUGAUUUAUUGGAAAGGGAAACAAGCCACCAUGGUGCCCUGUAUAAUUUUGUUAGAAUGAGGUUCCCAAGCUGCACUCAUCACAUUAAAUGUGAGUGUGGAGAAUCCCUAGAGUGGGACAUGUAUUUUAUGGAAACCGUCAGUGUCUUGAAUUUUGUAGUCCACUUUAUAUACAUUUGAAGUUUUUUUGAGGAAGGUGUUGAUUUCGAAUUUUUUUUUUUUUAACGAUAACAUUUCUUCUUCAUGGUCUUUCUUAACUUUUAAAAAUGUAUUUUCUUAAGAAAAAGGGUGUUCUUUUAUAAGGACAGUUCAUUGCCUGUAAAAUAAUUUUUAAUACGAGUAGGGUCCUUUUUGAAGUCCAUGAGAUCAAGGGCAUUUUUUUAUAUAAAAAUGAACUUGUAACAUUCCUUGCACAUCUCACCGUGGUGUAUAAACAAAACCAAGCGAACCAAAAUAAUUCAUGGUUGUGGUUAACUUGGCUCAUGAGCUUAGAGCUAUGGAAUAUUUGCCCGUCUUUAAAGAACAGAUAAAGUGUACAUGUAUUUCUUAAAAUCCUGGAAUAUGCCUUUAACUGCUCAGUUUCAACGAAGUCUUGAUUAUCACACACUCUCUGUAUACCAAGAAAUGAGACCCAGCGAAAAUGUAGCAUUUUUGUAAACAUUGACUGUGUGUUUUCGAGACUCUACUGUGCACUCAUUUUUGUGUUUAUAUAUAUUUUUUGGUUGUUGAUAUAAUAUGGAAGUAAAGACAAUUUGUUCAGUAGUGCAAUAUGCUGUACAUAUAGAGCUUUGCUCUACAAAUCUUUUUUUCUGGAUUUCUUGUCGUUUAUUGGUACUUUUUUUUCAAUAAAAUUUUAUUG
Anoplopoma fimbria (sablefish) is the source of this 5270-nucleotide messenger RNA. RefSeq names its product BCL2 modifying factor 1 (gene bmf1). NCBI's taxonomy places the organism in Eukaryota, Metazoa, Chordata, Actinopteri, Perciformes, Anoplopomatidae. The record is from RefSeq and is a predicted model, not a curated record. The transcript is spliced from 4 exons. Gene Ontology annotation, biological process: positive regulation of apoptotic process; negative regulation of autophagy; apoptotic process. Gene Ontology annotation, cellular component: myosin complex. The coding region runs from base 234 to 725 and encodes 163 amino acids.